This is a messenger RNA of Megachile rotundata (alfalfa leafcutting bee), 2116 nucleotides long. RefSeq names its product extra spindle pole bodies like 1, separase (gene Sse). Lineage: Eukaryota; Metazoa; Arthropoda; Insecta; Hymenoptera; Megachilidae. The record is from RefSeq and is a predicted model, not a curated record. Gene Ontology annotation, biological process: meiotic chromosome separation; proteolysis. Gene Ontology annotation, cellular component: cytoplasm; mitotic spindle; nucleus. Gene Ontology annotation, molecular function: cysteine-type endopeptidase activity.
UAUAUGCCACGCUCGUAUUUUAUGUUGGUAUCACGCGUAUCGCAGAUAAUUGUGCGAUAGGUUGAUUUGAAUUUGAAUCGUUAGAAAAGACAGUUACCAUCUGUGUGAAUAAUUUCGUACAAUAAAUACAUAUUUAUAAAGAAAUGUAAAAUAGCGUUAAUCAUGCAAAUAAUUAAUCAUGUGUGAUAAUAUUAAUGAUAUCUUUGAAAUUCUGCAUGAACAUAAUUUGUAUGACAAAAGUUUGGAAGAAGAAUCAGAUGUGUUUGAAACUAACUCUACAGAAGAUGUGAGGAAAGAUAUUGAAAAAUUACUUAGAAAUAUAGAAUGUAAUAUAGGAAGCGUUGAAUAUGCAAAUUUACAUAAAAUGUUAGCUGUUUGUUACUUAAAGUCAGACAAUGAACUCAAGGCCAUAUGUCACCUAAUUGAGUCGCAUGCAGUGAUACUUCGGCAACAAAUAUUGCAUAGAUAUAUUAAAACAGAGAUGCGCAAGUCCGUUUUAAAUACACCACAGAUGUAUGGACUAAAAGCAUCUUACGUUGAAUUUAACAUAAAUAAUACAGAUGCCAUUGAAACUUUUGGGACAAUGCUCCAUGAUCUUCCUGAGGAAUGGUAUAUGAUUCAAAUUACUGGCCAGUACAAAUCUCCAAGCAUCUUUGAAUGUAACAAAAUAUCAAAUACAAUGCACGAGAUACAUCUUACCAUAUUACCAACAGGGACUAAAGAAAUAGAACCCAUAUGUAUAACAUUACCAAAACCUAAAUUAGAUUCUUCGUAUGAUAUCUGUUAUGAAAUUCAAAGAUUACUUUCCAAUAAUAGGUCAGAACUUGAAGCUACUUAUCCAAAUAAUGAAUUAUAUUGGAAAAUGAGAGAAAGGCAGAACAAAAACAUGAAGACUGCUAUACAAACAUUAGAAUAUGCAUGGUUACGAGAAUGGAGAGUUUUAUUUAUGGCAGAUCCAAUAAACAAACAUGAUGUAGUGAUGGAUAUUUUACAAAUGAUAGAUAAACUAAUAUCUGGCAGUAGAUCGUCCAAAAACGUAUCAAAAAGGUCUAUAUGGCUGCUAAAAAAAAUUGCGCUAGCAGCGUGUUUUCUAUCGAGAGAAGAAAUAGCUCGUGCAGUGAAAUAUGUGCUUCCUAAUAAUGACAGACUUGCAAGCAAUAUUAUAUUAUCUAUUUAUGGAAAAUUACCUUGUAUAGAAGAAUUGAAGGAUGCAGUUAGGAAAACAUUAGUUUUGAUCGUUGACGAACAUAUGGAUUAUAUACCUUUUGAAUCUAUGGAAAUAUUAAAAUGUCAUCCCGCUACUCGCUUUCCGUCACUGCACAUUGCAUAUGCUUUAUUUAAAGAACAUGAAAGUACAAUGGAAAAUGGUUGCAAAAUAAUUAAAGCCAAAAGUGAUAUGGGUACGUGUAUAGUUAAUCCAUCAGGUAAUUUAACUAAAAUGGAAAAACGUAUGAGAUUGUUCAUUGAUUAUUGGCUACCACAUUGGAAAAGCUCGUACAAUGUAGAACCUCAAGAAGAUGUUUUUGAAGAUGCAUUGAUUAAUCAUGACAUAUUAAUGUAUAAUGGUCACGGUAAUGGAAUACAAUAUUUAUCAGGAGAGCAAAUUGAAAGGCUUAGAGUAAAAUCAAUUGUUCUAUUAUUCGGCUGUAGUAGCGUAAAAUUACUUACAGUAGGAGGACGUUAUCCUCCAUAUGGCAUUUCGAAUCAAUACUUGAUAGCUAGCAGUCCAUGCGUGCUUGGUAUGUUGUGGGAAGUUACUGAUGCAGAUAUCGAUAAGAUGACUACAAAUUUUAUUAGUAACUGGAUUCCAUCACCGUUGAAUAGACCAUGGGCCGAUGUAGAUAUCAAUAUGUGGUGUGCGGGUACUUUAAAAUUUUUAAAAAAUACGCAAAAAAGCACUCAGAACGUGCCUGUAGAACCUGAGAUGUUGAGGGCAGUAGCAAAAUCCAAAGAUGUCUGUUCUCAAUACAUGACUGCAGCUGCUAUAGUAGUACGAGGACUACCAAUAAAGCUUAUUUAAAUAAAACUUUUUUGUUUGUAGGAAGUUUCCCAAUUUGAUCGUCGAUUAUGUUCAACGAGUACAUUAAGAAAUAUUGUCUUUAGUCACAUAAUUAUU